AUGCCAUCCCUCAAAACCAGCAUGGCCGCUGCUUCCUUCUCCUCCAAACCCUACAAAUGGCCUCGCUCCUCUUUCCCUACUUCCCCUUCUCCCAAUUCCUCCGCCGCCGCCGCCGCCGUCCCUCGUCCGUCCCCUUCCUCCGCCGCCGCACCGCCGUCGCUCUGUUCGGCCCAGAUCAGUUGCGGCAGAGCGUGGCGCAGGAUACCACCCUGCGCACACCUCGCUCCUUUUAAUGAUUCCCGGUACCCAAAUUUUAGCUGUAGCAGUAAUAAUAAAAAAGAUAUUUAUUUUAAUAUAACCACCACCAGCAGCAGCAGCAGCAGCGGCAGUUUGUUGUUAUUAGGGCUACCUGGAGGCAGCGGGCGCUCUCCUUUCUCAUCCUCAUCUUCUUCCCUCCGAAAUUGUGGCUUCACGCCGUUUGCGAGCAAGGCCGGAUUCUCCGCUGGAUCCGAUUCUUCCUCCUCGCCGUCGUCGCCUUCCGGGUCCGGUGGUGUGAUCGCGGAAGAUAUGGGAUCCGAUAACAAGGCCGCCGCGGACGGCGUCGAGUGGUACCCUGCUGGCGACGGCGUGAACGGAUUGGACCCUCGGCCUUCUUCUUCUUCGCCGUCGCCCGAUCGUCGGAAGCAAGAGGAAUGCUCGUCGAAAUUUCUCACGUUGCCGACGAUUUUGACCCUCGGCCGCGUUGCCUCUGUGCCGCUUCUCAUCGGCACCUUUUACGUUGACACUUGGUUGGGAAGAACGGCGACAACUAGUAUCUUUCUUGCAGCGGCAGUCACUGAUUGGCUUGAUGGGUACCUUGCACGAAAGAUGAGGUUAGGGUCUGCAUUCGGUGCAUUUUUGGAUCCUGUAGCUGACAAGCUUAUGGUUGCUGCUACCUUGGUCCUCUUGUGUACAAGACCUUUGGAAGUUCCAAUGUUUGGACCAGUGCCCUGGCUACUCACUGUGCCUGCUAUUGCUAUUAUUGGUCGCGAGAUAACAAUGUCAGCAGUCAGAGAAUGGGCUGCUUCGCAAGAUACGAAGCUUCUAGAGGCUGUUGCUGUAAAUAACUUGGGGAAAUGGAAAACUGCUACACAGAUGACUGCGUUAACCAUACUCCUUGCUACCCGAGAUGGAGGGGUUGGAGGCCUUGGGGCAUUUGUAGCUUCUGGUGUUGGGUUGCUUUAUAUUUCAGCAGGUCUCUCAGUAUAUUCUUUAGCUGUGUACAUGAGUAAGAUAUGGAAAGUACUGCUCAAGUAG
Molecule: messenger RNA, 1236 nt
Organism: Linum trigynum
Lineage: Eukaryota; Viridiplantae; Streptophyta; Magnoliopsida; Malpighiales; Linaceae
Source: the annotation of a GenBank genome assembly